GUCAGGCCGGGGCGGGAUGGCAGACAUGGAGGACAGUGACUGUGGUCGGUGCUCCUGCGGCUCCUGGCAUUUCACUCGACUCACAAAUAACAUUGAAACAGAACCGCUCCAGGCAGAAAACGCUAGCCGGUCAGAAAUUGUCAACCCGGCAGAAGAAGCAGAGAAUCCACAACAAUUUAACCUUCGAGUGAAUGGAGUUUUCUAUAACGUCAAAGAUGAGGACCCGCAGAUGCCUCUCAGUGAAUACCUGCGCUCCGUCCUCCAGCUUCGUGGAACCAAGACCAUGUGCCAUGAAGGUGGCUGUGGGAGCUGUAUUGUGGUGGUUGAAUGCGACAACCCAAUAAUGCCUGGAAGAGUUGUCAAGGCAAUCAAUUCGUGUUUAUGUCCAAUUGGCUCCCUAUUGUCAAUGAAGAACCAUCAGGUGAUAACAGUGGAGGCAUUGGGGUCAGUAAAGAAGGGUUUACACCCCAUUCAACAGCGCCUGGCAGAUUACAAUGGAAGCCAGUGUGGGUACUGCAGUCCAGGCUUUGUCAUGCAGAUGUAUGGGUUUCUGAAGAACAAUCCAUCUCCCAGCUCUCAACAAGUGGAGGACAACUUUGAUGGCAAUGUCUGCAGAUGCACAGGAUAUCGAUCUAUCCUCGAUGCCAUGAAGUCUUUUGCCAGGGAUACUGACGUGGAGAAGCAGGAAUCUGUAAUUGACAUUGAGGAUUUGCAAACUUGUCCCAGGACGAAACAGGCUUUCAAUCAGACCUAUUUGCCAAAAGAAUUAAGUUGCGUUUGUCACGUGAAGAACACCAAAAAGGCGCUUUUCUCAAAGAAUGACACUGAAUGGUUCCAACCUACGACACUGACUGAGCUGUAUUUGUUAGUGCACGAGCAUGUCACUAAGGCUGUCAAACUUGUACACGGAGACACUGCAAAAGGAGUCUACAAGCAAGAUGGACCUUAUAAUAUCCUGAUCGAUGUGAAAGGAAUCUCAGAACUUUACACAGUCACUAUGGAAGAACAUGGCUUAAAAGUCUACUCAAAUGUCAGCCUCAGUACACUCAUUGGUUCUCUGAAAAAGUUUUCCAAUGAGUCACCAUGCUACAGUACUAUAGCUAAUCUCUUGCUCAAGGUUGCUAACGAACCUGUGAGAAAUGCUGCUGGCUGGGCUGGAAAUCUGAUGAUGAAGUGGAAGCACCGUGAGUUUCCAUCUGAUGUGUUUGUGGCCCUUGAAGCCGCUGGCACUCGAGUGAUUGUGGCGCAUAUUAGUGAAAUUAAGCAGUACACGCUACUGGAGUUUCUUCAUGUCGACAUGAAAGGAAAGGUGCUGUUGUAUCUGGAGAUCCCGAAGCAUCCAGAGAGUGAAAUAAUGCGGAUCUACAAGGUUAUGCCUCGAGUGCAGAAUGCCCACACUUAUGUGACUGGAGGAUUCCGUGCAAGGCUAACGGUUUGGGAUGAAAACCGAACAGUGGAAUCCAUCUCUCUGGUGUACAAUGGAAUAAACAAGGACUUCAUUCACGCUUUUGCCACAGAGCAGUACCUUCAAUACAAAGAUAUCACCUCUAAUGACACUUUACAAGGUGCCUUGGCUGUACUUGCGGAGGAAAUUGUGCCAGAUGGGGAUGAUGCACUUCUCGCCAGUGUUGAAUACAGAAAGAAUCUUGCCCUUAACCUUUUUUAUAAGUUCAUCCUGCUGUUGAAUGAAAAUGUUGUUUCACCUCAAAACCGGAGUGCUCCAGCCACAUUGACUCGUCCUGUAUCUACAGGGAAGCAAGUGUUCAAAAGCAAACCAGAAGAAUACCCGUUGACAAAACCUAUGCCAAAGCUCAGCGCUUACUUCCAGACUUCAGGUGAAGCCUGUUUCAUAGAUGACACUCUACCCCUUCCAAAUGAGCUGUUUGGAGCACUUGUCCUCAGCACAAAAGGAAACGCAACCCUUGCUGGCAUUAACAGCACAGAAGCCUUGAGUAUACCUGGUGCUGCUGCAGUUCUAACAGCAAAAGACAUUCCAGGAUCUAACACCUUUAUGCCUGCACCCAAUGAUGAAGAAGAGAUUUUCAGCAGUGGUCCCCUCCUUUACGCUGGGCAGUCAGUUGCCUUGUGUGUUGCAGAUUCAAAUGAACUUGCCCUCAAGAUGGUGCAAGCAGUGAAGGUCACUUACAAAGAUGAAAUGCCACCAAUAGUGAGCCUUGAUGAUGCCAUUGAAAAGAAGUCCUUCUUCCCAUCUUCCGGGGAAGUGUUGCAUGUUGGAGAUGCUGAAACUGCUGUUUCAUCCUCUCCUCACAAGAUUGAAGGAGAAAUCCGGGCCGGUGAGCAGUACCAUCUUCAUAUGGAGACUCAGAUUUGUCGGUGUGUGCCCACUGAGGAUGGUCUGGAAGUCCAGCCAGCAAGUCAGUGGUUGGACUUCACCCAGAAUGCCAUUGCAGGAGCUGUUGGAUUACAAGCCAAAGACAUUAACAUGUCUGUCAAACGUUUGGGUGGAGCUUAUGGAGGCAAAGCCUCGCGAUCUAACUUAAUAGCCUGUGCAUCGGCCGUGGCUGCUACAGUGCUUCGCAGACCUGUGCGGUGCAUGAUGGAUCUGAGUACCAAUAUGAAAGCAAUUGGCAAGCGACACAGCUACAUUACCAAGUAUAAGGUUGGGUUUAAUGAGGAUGGUACCUUAAAUGGAAUUAUCAUGACGUACUACUGUGACAGUGGAUGUAGCGCAAAUGAUAAAGAGGUUACAGAAUGCAUCAUGUUUUCUGACAAUGCAUACAAGUGUGAAAACUGGCAGUUGAAUGCUGUGUCUCUUAAGACAAAUCGUGCCGCUCACACUUGGUGUAGAGCUCCAGGCUCAAAACCAAACAUUUUUUUUAUGGAGACAAUUCUUGAACACGUGGCCAAGGCUCUGUCAAUGGACCCACUUAUAGUGAAGCAGAGGAAUUUGUAUGCACAAGGAGACAUCACUCCUUUGGGUUUCGCUCUGCCCUACUGCAGUAUUCAGGAGCUCUAUUCAUCUCAGUUGACAAAGGUGGACGUGGAGGGACGUAUGCAAGCAAUUAACCAGUUUAAUGCUGAAAAUCGUUGGAAGAAGAAAGGAUUAGGAAUUGUGCCUCUGAAAUAUGGCUUAAACUGGAGCUCUGGAUACUACCUCUGCACAGUUUCAAUAUUCGCCUCCGAUGCAACGCUUAUCAUAACGCAUGGUGGAAUUGAAUCUGGUCAAGGCCUCAAUACCAAGGUUGCUCAAGUGUGUGCCUAUUCACUGGGAAUUCCCAUUGAGUACAUCUCCAUCAAGAAAACCACCACUGUGAGCAGCCCCAAUUCCGCUCCAACUGGCGGCAGCAUCACCAGUGAACUGAAUUGCAUGGGAGUGCUGCACUGCUGUGAGAAGCUCAAGGAACGCAUGAAGCCAGUGAAGGAUAAGCUUCCACCAGAUACAUCUUGGAAAGAUCUUGUUGCAGCCUGUUUUAAUGCUAAAGUGAAUUUAACUGCACAAGACUGGGUGUGGCCUGACGAACAACCUGACAAUGGCCCUCAGUAUAACUCAUAUGGCGUGACUGUGGCAGAGGCUGAACUCGAUGUCCUCACUGGAGAGAACCAAAUUGUCCAAGUGGAUAUCCUCUUUGACUGUGGAGAAAGUAUGAACCCUGACAUUGAUAUUGGACAAGUAGAAGGAGCCUUCAUCAUGGGCAUGGGCUACUGGCUGACUGAGAAGAUGGUCUACGACCCCAAGACUGGGUCUGUGCUGAAUCCGGGGACAUGGGAAUAUAAACCACCCUUCAGCAAGGAUAUACCUAUCAGAUUUAACAUAGAGUUUCUUACCGAUGCUCCCAACCCACUGGGUGUCCUCCGCUCCAAGGCUUCUGGUGAGCCUCCCCAGUGCAUGUCCUGUUCAACCUUAUUCGCUGUGAAACGUGCCAUUGAGGCAGCCCGUGAGGACGUCGGGGACAAGUCCUACUUUCCACUACAUGGACCUGCAACAGUUGAUAUCGUCCAGACAAACUGCCUUGUAGACUACAAGCAGUUUUCAAUCUGAAAUCAAGCCACUAAUUUGUGCCAAUGUACUGAACAUACACAAGAGCUAGCUCUUUAAUAUACAGUCGUACUGCGAUCUGCACUAAUGUAUCCACGGCAAGCAUUCAAUACAAUGCUUAUGAAUGUAAAAAGAAAAAAUAUGCAAUUGCAUGAGACUGUUGGCUUAUUCAAGAUAUUGUUUCAAUAUUCACACUGUGGUUGAGUGUAUAGUUAGGUACAUUGUAUUUGGUUCUGAUUCAACAUAAAAUGUAACUCGCUAGUUUAAAGGAAAUAACUCCAGUUAGUGUUUUUCAACCAUUGGGAUCACAUAGUUGGGGCUGGGGGUGGGAGUUGAGUGGAGGGUGCAGGUGCCAGCUAGUUCUUUUAAUGUUUGAAUGUAUUGAUUCUUUUGUAAUCCUGUUAAUUACUUCAGCAAUGGAACAUUUUGAUUUUUAAAAAAAUAACUGAUAUAACUCUUAAUGAUUUUCUCUGAUCAAAUUAAAUGUUCAGUUCACUCCUGCAA
Molecule: messenger RNA, 4501 nt
Organism: Callorhinchus milii (elephant shark)
Lineage: Eukaryota; Metazoa; Chordata; Chondrichthyes; Chimaeriformes; Callorhinchidae
Product: xanthine dehydrogenase
Exons: 30
Coding region: 17-4000 (1327 amino acids)
Molecular function (GO): oxidoreductase activity; FAD binding; 2 iron, 2 sulfur cluster binding
Source: RefSeq, a predicted model, not a curated record